AUGUCAAGAAUAAUUAAUAACACCAAUGCAAAUGCAAACGCCCCUCCUAAUUGUCAUAUUGAAUUUCUCCAGCAAUUUACUGUUAAAGAGCAUGCAAGGCUUGAUCGACCAGAAGUAUGGACAGCUGAAGAACAUGCAUUUCAUAGAGAACUGCUAUAUACUACCAAGUCCAACCUACCAGAUCAUGCACCCGAAACCAGAAUCAAUCUUGCUAUUCUAUCUAAGAAAUGGAAGAGGUACUGUACAGAGAAGUUGAAAACUGAAGACCAGAAGUUAGCAAUCAAAAAUAUAGAUUGCGAAACUCUAAAGGAUUUUAUAACAUUUAUUUGCCUGAACUACAACAACAAAUCUCAGGGCUCAAUAUUUCACUACAUUCGCGGAUUUCAGCAGCUUUAUAGAUUGGCCAGCGGUGAAUAUAUGAAUCGAAAUGACAGCGAGGAGGUUUACAGGUACUAUCGGACGCAAUUGGCUCCUCGGUUUGGGCACCGCCCUCCCAAUACGAAUGGCAAACCCGUCCUUAAUGUUGACACACUGCGGGUUCUCUUGACCUUUAACAUUGCAUACGACAAUGGGGGUUUAGGACUUGGGCGGCUUCGCCUCCAGCUAACUGCAUGUUAUCAGCUGUUGUGCUAUACUGGAGUACGACCCGGCGAGUUGGUGGAUGCCCAGCGGAAGAUGCCAACAGACGGCUCUUUUGAAGAGCUUUUUGAUAGUGAGGCCAUCCAGUCAGCUAAUAACAACGAUGUAAUGGAUAAGGUAUCUAUUAAGGUUAACCAACUGCUGUUGCAAGAGCCUGUUAAUCGCGACCGCCCCAAGGCUCUUUGUUACGAGGAUAUUCUAUUUACAAUAGUCCGCCACCCUGUUACACAGCAGGUUGCUCCUGCUAUGGCUAUUAAGUUCGUGAACCACAAAGGAGCGGAUAAAAGGCCAAAACCGACUAUAUUCUUCUUUACACCCACUAAAAAGUUAAUCUUCGACGUGGUUCUAACGAUCGCUGCCCUAGCGCUAGCUGAUAAAGCAUUUGCGGCAGAGAGCAUAACCGAUGCGCUCUCCCUAUUCCAGAAACGUCCAUGGGGCACAAGGGACUGUAUAGCGCUCCGAUGGAAGCCAGAGAUGCUCAAGAUCCCAGUAUUCCGUCGGACUCGAGACUCUGCUCUCUCUGCCAAUGAGGCUAUGCUGUACUCCACGCUGAAUACAGAAAUGGGGCAACAGAGCCUUGACACAGGCCAUGAACAGAAGUUAACGCCAAGAAGUUCUCGAAGAGGUGCUGGUAACGCCGCUAAUGGUGACGCUCCGGACACUGUUCGGGAUCAGAUGAUGCGCCAUGAUCCUAAGUUCGCAACAUUCUUCAACGCCUAUCUUAAUGAAUUUGCUAAGUUUGACCUCCAGAAUGCCUUCUUAGAGGAGGAGAAGCAAGUCCAGCUGUUCAGAAUGUUUGCACAUGCCAGUUUGACACGUGACCCUCGAGCUUCAAGAAAUAUGGUACCUAAAGAAGUAUGGGAGAACACACCCCCAGACCCAGAUAUUGUGAAAUUAGAGAUGGAACGUGAUGCUCUCAAGCAAGGCCACUACCGUAUUGAAGGUUGUGCAAAUGAAAAAAGAAUCCGGCAGCUCGGUAAUGAUAUUCGACUUAUGAGAGCCCAACGGGAUAGAAGAAUAGUGAAAGGGUGGCACGAAUAUUAUUUCCAACAUCGUCCGACCUGGGACCUCGACGCACAAGCACGGGGAGAGGUGGAAGAGCAUUUUCGGGAACCAGAAAUGCACACUACCAUCUUUGAGCGCGCUGAGCUAGCUCGAAUUUUAUGCCUCCAGCCCGACGAUUGGACUGGUGAGGAACUCUUGCAGCACAGGAUUAAAGUUGUCCAUUUGAUGGUAGCUUAUUGCGAUAAGAAAGAACCGAGAAAAAUCAUCAAGGCCCGGCCAGAAGCCCAAGCCAGCCGGUCCGGCGGUAAAGGAUUAAAGUUCAUCGCUGCAUCCGAACCGAAGCUCAUCACUGCCUCCAAAUCGAAGCUCAUAACAUCAUCCGAACCUGCACUCAACCUCUUUCCGAUGCUUAUGAAAACUACUCAAUGUCCUGAUUGUAUUGGAGACGACAAAAUGCCUCUCAUGGAGCGUACUUUCGAGUUUUGCAGGGAUACAGUUAGGAAUGACCACUGGGAGGACAGGCACUUGACAGGACGAGAGCGUGCUGAGCAGCGUGGCGAGCCGAUUAUUUGUAAACAUCCUGCGUGCGGAGACCGGAAGUUCAAGCAUUUAGAUCAUUUCAGGGCACACGUCAAAUCUGAUCAUGGGGUAGCACUUAGAUCACACGAGCAAGUCUUACGCAGACGAUUAAAGAAAGCCAAGCAUCGUGAGAUGGUUGUUAGAACACGACAUCGAAAUUGA
This is a messenger RNA of Trichoderma asperellum CBS 433.97, 2385 nucleotides long. The record is from RefSeq and is a predicted model, not a curated record. NCBI's taxonomy places the organism in Eukaryota, Fungi, Ascomycota, Sordariomycetes, Hypocreales, Hypocreaceae.